Sinocyclocheilus anshuiensis is the source of this 1013-nucleotide messenger RNA. It is a transcript of the gene impact, whose product is annotated as impact RWD domain protein. The record is from RefSeq and is a predicted model, not a curated record. The transcript is spliced from 7 exons. NCBI's taxonomy places the organism in Eukaryota, Metazoa, Chordata, Actinopteri, Cypriniformes, Cyprinidae. Gene Ontology annotation, molecular function: protein binding. Bases 28 to 744 code for a protein of 238 amino acids. Gene Ontology annotation, cellular component: cytoplasm. Gene Ontology annotation, biological process: regulation of translational initiation; GCN2-mediated signaling.
UGUCACACGUGUGUUUAUGAAUGUUUAAUGUGUGUUUCUGUUUGUUUGAAGAUCAUACUUCCUCCAGAUUACCCGAGCUCAGCGCCUCCGAUAUAUCAGAUCAACGCUGGCUGGCUCAGAGGAGCGGACAGAACGACUCUGUCCAACAGUUUAGAGGAGCUGUAUGUGGAGAAUACAGGGGAGAGUAUUCUGUACCUGUGGGUGGAGAAAAUAAGAGAAUUCCUCGCAGAAAAAUCACAAAGUGAAGAUGGACCAGAAAUGGGUAAGACUGUGACAACAGAGGAAGAAGCUCAUGACUACGACGAGGACGAUCUUCCAGACUACAGCAUGCUAAAACUCGCCAACCAAUCAGCUCAGCUCCUCUCCAGUGCUUCUGAUGGAUCUACUGUGAGGAUAAAAACUCUUUCCUGCAGGACUGCGAGGACGACGGAGAAACCGCAGCGGGGGGCCGACUGCUCCAUCUCUUGCAGAUCCUGGACGUGCGUAACGUGCUGGUGGUGGUCUCUCGGUGGUACGGCGGGAUCCUGCUGGGCCCCGACCGCUUCAAACACAUCAACAACUGCGCCAGGAACAUCCUCAUUCAGGAGGGUUACACCGACACUUCAGAGGAAACAUCCAAAGCUGGAGGCAAGAAUAAAAGACCUAAGGGCAAGAAGGCAAAAUAAAAAAACCUUCCUGGAACAGAUGAGACCUGGAAUGAAGACAGACUUGCGACUACGAAUGCUGAAGGAUUCUGACAAAUAAAAUAACCUGAAAAUGCUGUAUUAGUGAUUUGUAAAAUCAUUCAGUGUUAUAGUCGGGGUUAAACAACUUGAAAGUCAUACCAAAAAUGGUUUUGUAUGCAGUUGAGUUUAAUGGUCUGUUGCUACACAUUAUGUCACACUAAGUGCUUUGUCUUAUGAAUAAAGAAUUUUAUGAAUUACAAAUUGAUUUGCAAAUGAGGGUUUGAGGCUUGCCUGAAGUCACAAGGACAAACGAGUGCGAAACAGGUAAUAAAUACCCCUGACAUUCAU